CUGUGUGGUUAGUAGAAUUUGCAAUCGAACAGCCUGUAUUCAAGUAAACAGAGAUGCUUAUUGAUUUUAUAUGUUAACUAUAAGGUGGCAUCAGAGAGGAGAUAGUGUCUCUUCCAGAGCAUUACAUCUUACACACUUUAAUAAUAAAAUAAAGAUUGGAACAGUUUUAUAAAAUGUGUUAAUCUCUCACUUUUUUUUUCUAGGGUAUUACUGUUACCAAUGACAACGAAAGCAAACUUUCCUGUGGCAGCAGGAUCUGUAGUUGUACCUUACGGGCAUGUGAUUGCAAAUGAGAAGUGGAGAGGGUCACAGAUAGCCCAAAGGCUGCAAGGGAAAAUUAGACUCAUCUUUGAAGAUGACUUGGGACUUGUGGAUUUUCAUAUUUCAAACAGAAUUUGCAUUUUAUACAUUUCUGAAGCAGAUGUGGUUGCAGGGGAUGAAUUCAAACGAAGAUUGGUUCGGUUUAGAAAUGCCAGUAGUCUUGGGGGAAUUGUAAUUAUAGAGAAAACUCAAAUAAGUGAUCAGUACUUCUCAGCAGUACAAAAGCUUGUUGUGCUAGAACUUGGAAUGGUGUUGCUUCCUGUGGCAAAUCAAGGAGAAGCUUCUCAACUUAUUAUUCAGCUAGUUGGUGAACAAAGUAAGGAUCACAGCAGUAACCCCUUUCUCCAUAAACAACGUUCUGGCCUGGCAGAGCCAUCGAUGUUAAGGACGGUGCAACAAAUUCCAGGAGUUGGGAAAACAAAAGCUCUACGUUUACUGCAACAGUUUGGAAGCAUCCACCGGCUUUGCAAUGCAUCUGUGGAAGAGCUUCAGCUAGUAGUUGGACAAAGGGCAGCACAACAAAUCCGCACUUUUUUAUGUUCUUGACAGGCACAUGUAGUGCUGUUUUAGGAAACAGACUUUUUGUUUGUUUCUUAGAAUUAUAAAAUUUUGUUUUCAAUAAUAGUGUAUUAUGGCAAUUUCUAUAAUCCUGGUAACAGUUGGAAGGUGUUGACUGAUUAUCUAGGUAUUCUGCUACUACUGCUUUAGAGCUGUUCUACCCAUGUGGAUUAAGCUGUAAAAAUCGCUUUGGGAAGAGGGCUGUAAAGUGUUUUGCAUCUGUGUUGUACAAAAACAAGAGAGAAGGCAGUCUUUUUCAGCAUCCAUGGAAAAAUACAGAGAAGCAAUUUGCUUGCCUGCUUUCAUCUUCCUGAAGUAAACACCUUGUUAUAAUACUGGGAGGUGUGAUCUUCUCAGUAGUUAGAGAUGUGAGUUACAGUGCAUCUGUUGCUUUAUAGUAAUAUAUAUUAGAACAUUUUGAAAUUCCUUUGGGAAGUCCUACAGGAAUAAAUGUUUGACUUUAUUCUAA
Molecule: messenger RNA, 1348 nt
Organism: Neopsephotus bourkii (Bourke's parrot)
Lineage: Eukaryota; Metazoa; Chordata; Aves; Psittaciformes; Psittacidae
Gene: FAAP24
Product: FA core complex associated protein 24
Exons: 4
Coding region: 220-867 (215 amino acids)
Biological process (GO): interstrand cross-link repair
Cellular component (GO): Fanconi anaemia nuclear complex
Molecular function (GO): chromatin binding
Source: RefSeq, a predicted model, not a curated record